Messenger RNA from Haliotis rufescens (red abalone), 1981 nucleotides. Its product is annotated as tryptophan--tRNA ligase, cytoplasmic-like. Gene Ontology annotation, cellular component: cytoplasm. Gene Ontology annotation, molecular function: tryptophan-tRNA ligase activity; ATP binding. The transcript has 8 exons. Bases 133 to 1365 code for a protein of 410 amino acids. Lineage: Eukaryota; Metazoa; Mollusca; Gastropoda; Lepetellida; Haliotidae. The record is from RefSeq and is a predicted model, not a curated record. Gene Ontology annotation, biological process: tryptophanyl-tRNA aminoacylation.
CUUUCGGUUUGUGUUUAUAAAGGCUGGUUGUACGGCCGCGUGUGUAUAUUGCGUCAGACGCAGUGGUAGGGAGAACUUGUCAUUCCGUGAGCUGCGGCUGUACAGGUCGACAACGUUCAAGUGAGUACCGUAAUGGCUGACGCUAAAGACUCCCUAGUCCAGGAUGAGGAUGAGGUCACCCCGUGGACUGUCCAGAGCGUUUCCCAGAAAGGCGUGGACUACAACAAGCUCAUAGACAAGUUUGGCAGCCUGAAAAUAACAGAGGACCUCAUCAAGAGAAUUGAACGUGUGACAGGGAAGAAACCACACCGCUUCCUCACCAGGGAAAUCUUCUUCUCACACAGAGAGCUGGGCCAAGUCCUGGACAUGUAUGAGAAGAAGCAGCCGUUCUACCUGUACACUGGCCGCGGACCGUCAUCAGAGGCCAUGCACCUGGGCCAUCUCAUACCAUUCAUCUUCACUAAAUGGCUACAGGAUACGUUCGACGUUCCGUUGGUGAUCCAGAUGACGGAUGACGAGAAGUUCCUGUGGAGGGACCUGGAACUUGAGGAGGCACAUCGCCUCGCGCAUGAGAACGCCAAGGACAUCAUCGCUUGUGGAUUUGAUCUUGACAAGACCUUCAUCUUCAGUGACCUUGAAUAUAUUGGAGGCUCCAUCGAGUUCUACAAGAACAUUUGUCGUGUGGAAAAGCUGGUGACGGUCAAUCAAGCCAAGGGAAUAUUUGGCUUCACAGACAGCGACUGUAUCGGUCAGAUCAGUUUCCCGGCCAUCCAGGCGGCGCCCAGCUUCAGCUCCUCUUUCCCACAGAUCUUCAACGGAAGGAGUGACGUUCCCUGCCUCAUCCCCUGUGCAAUAGAUCAGGACCCGUAUUUCCGGAUGACACGUGACGUAGCGCCCCGGAUGAAAUGCCACAAACCAGCCCUGGUUCACUCCGUUUUCUUUCCGGCUCUGAAGGGGGCUAAGGGGAAGAUGAGUGCCAGCGACCCAACAUCAUCUAUCUUCCUAACUGACUCUGACACGGAGAUUGCCGAAAAGGUUAAAAAGUACGCAUUUUCAGGCGGCAGGGACACAAAAGAGGAUCAGGAAAAACAUGGUGGUGACUGUUCCAUUGAUGUGUCCUACCAGUACCUCAGGUUCUUCCUGGAUGAUGAUGCUAAACUGAAGGCUAUCGAAGAGCGGUACAGCCGUGGGCAGAUGAUGACUGGAGAGCUGAAACAAGAGCUCAUCACAGUCCUUCAGACUCUGGUUGCCGGUCAUCGUGGACGACGUGCACAGGUUUCCGACGCCAUGGUGGACUACUACAUGACGCCCCGGAAACUCAAGUACAACUACACCGCCCCAUCUAAACCUCUGGGCACUUGCUGAGGAGAAACGCCAAAGCAGAUGGUGAAAGGUCACUGUCACUGAAUGCUGAGUUGAUAUAUUUCAGAAUAUGAUUGCUUCAGAUUUGCUGCUACAUUACUGAUGUGAGGCACAACGAUCUCGUCUUUUUCUUAUAACUUUUAAUACAUUAUUUUAUUGUCGAAUCAGUCUCAAAUAAUGUUCAAAAUAUAAAAAUAGAACUCCAUUUUCUUCUUUUCAUGAAAAUAAUCCCACUCCCCACCCCUACCAAUCUCACUGACCAGCCCACCGACCCACCCCUUUCCCUUUGAUAUGUGACCAGUCCAAUAUGAACAUUGAGCCGAUGGUAUAUAUGAAGCUAUUUUAGAUAAUGUCUUAGACAUUUGGCAAUGUUUGUAUUUCAUGCAAUGCAAUUAAGAACCAAUCGUGUUCACGUGCAAAUCAAAUACUGCUGGUUGACCGAUUGCCUACAUCCUAUUAUGAUGAUGAUGAUGAUGAUGAUGAUGACGAUGAUGACGAUGAUGAUGAAACAUAAAAUCAAGCUUACAUGGCUGACUAUUGCUCCGAGGGACAUGUCCCCAGUUCUACUCUCCUUGUUUUGCCCCACGUGCUGCACUAAUAAAAACAUACGUUCACGUUA